Molecule: messenger RNA, 6657 nt
Organism: Bicyclus anynana (squinting bush brown)
Lineage: Eukaryota; Metazoa; Arthropoda; Insecta; Lepidoptera; Nymphalidae
Product: titin homolog
Exons: 14
Coding region: 173-6640 (2155 amino acids)
Source: RefSeq, a predicted model, not a curated record
GCGUUUUGGCUCGUACUUAUUGUCAAAAAAAUAUUUAAACAUUAAAAUUUUCAUGUAAUCACGUCUCAAAAUAAAUAUGAUAUGGCUAUAUUUUAUCCCCGUAUUCUCACGGGAACGGGAACUACGUGGAUGAAACCGCGGUACGUCGUUUAGUUUAUUCAUAACCUGCUUAAUGUAUGUAUGUUUUUCAGAUUGGACAGCUACCUUCAACGUUCUUGUGAGUUCUAUGAGGUGUAAUGAUAUUGUGGAGGCGGUGGAUGCGUUUAAGAAGUUGCUCGGAAAGAAGACUUUCUACGAUGCCGUCAUUGUCAUCAAAAAGUGCACCGGGAAACAACAACUCAAAUAUGCAAUUGAAGCUCUUUUGGAGGAGACUGCUAGAGUCAAUCUGAAGGUGGUUGUGGAAACUCUGUACCAGUUGACCGGAAAGUCUAACUUGGAACAUGUACAGAGCGAACUGAAGAGACUAUUCCAUAUUGACAACAUAGUGAAAGUGAUGGCACAGACGAACAAGGUGACAAAGAGACGAGACCCCCUCCUGGUGUUCACUAACCUUCUGGACUUCACGCAGAGCAGCACCCUCAGUGACUGCAGCGCCGUCGUCACCGGCCUCACCUUCCGACAGAUGACCGCUCUAGAAGUGAUGGAUGAGAUACAGAAGCAGUCGGGAUGUACCGACAUCCUGGAGUUCUUCCGGAACAUGAUCACCUACACCAGAACCAAGUCGUUGCGGUCUGCCUGGAAUGCCAUGGUGACUGUGACGAAGAAAAAUGAUAUCUUCGUCUUGAUCGAGACCAUGAAAAGGUACACGUCAAUGGACGUGAUGUAUUUCUUCCAACUGCUGCAGCGUAUCACCAACACGACCACUAUUCGACUGGCUACACUCAAGAUGGGGGAAUUGCUUAAAACUGUUGGUUUCUUUGAAUGGAUUGACGUUAUUUAUCGGAUCGUACGCACUGAUAUGGCGAAAUUCCUGGAAGCGUAUACAAGCUUGAGUCCCCACUAUUUAAUCGAAGACGCCAUAGUUAUAAAUCAGCAAUACACUAAAGUUAAAGAGCCUAUACAUGCAAUCACUGUUUUGAAGCAGAGGACAAAAACACAAGAUAUCAUAAAAGCCAUUGAACACGUGAAACAAACAAACCCAAAAGGACCUCCAGCAUCGAAGCCAAAGCCAACCAAAAAUCAAAACUACCCUCCAAGUUAUGUCCAAAAAGAUCCAAGUAACGACGUAAACCCGAGUCAAAACCCACCAUCUAAAAAUGCUAAACCUAGAAAUUAUCCAUCCAAAAAGGUUGAAAAACAACUUCCAAAUCAAACUCAACCAGCUUCAACUAAGAUAAUUAAUACAGACAAAGGAAAUUCAAAAAAAGUAAACCCUAUAAAGUCAAGUCCUGCUAAAAAGGAUCAACCCAUUAAACCAGCUCCCACCAAAAAUGUUCAUUCUCUAAAACCACCGCAUACUAAAAAGGUACCCACUACUGACCUUUCUCAAAACGAACCAAGUAAGGAAAGUAUAUCAAAUGAAAAUUCUGUGGAUAUUAUUUCAAAUGAUGAGGUACCGUCGAAAAACGAAGCUACUAAUAAUAACACCCCGAGCAAUAAUAAAAACACGUCUGAUCCAUCGGACGAGGAUGAAAACAAUAUGAAAAAUGAGGACUAUGACAAAAACCCUAAAAUUAAUGAAGAGUAUAUAAAUAAUAAGCCAGAUAAUGAUAAAAAUACAUCUGAAUCACAGAAAUCGAAUGCUAAUAAAACUCCUAAGCCAACAGAAUCAAAAGAAGAAGAAUUGGAUAAGAAAACAGCUGAAAAUGAACCAACUGCCAACAAGCCAUCAUCUGAAAAUAACAAUAAAGACAACAACGAUGUUGAACCAGUUGACAGCAAAGAGGUUAUAGAGAAUUUGGUUGAAGAUAAGACACCGGUCGCAACCGGAAAACAACAAGAUUCAAAGGAAACAACUGAUAAUAACCAAGAGGAACCAAAGCUGCAAAUUGAAGACAAACAGAAGGAUGCAACCAAACCAGAUGGCGGUAAACUAGUUAAUGAAAAAAAUUUACCAAAAAGUAAACCAACAACCGCAAAUAAAGCUGUCGAUGAUAAGUCAUCAGAUGUUGAUCCAACUAAAGGCAAAGAAGCAAGUCAUAUGGAAAAGGAUAUAACAAAACCAGUUGUCAAUAAGCCAAAAGAUGCAAAUUCACCAAUUAGAGACAAAACCAAUAAAGAUACAAAGAUACCAGCUGUAGAUAAACCAAAAGAUGCAAUUAUACCAACUGGAGAUAAAACCAAGGAUACAAAAGAACCAGCUGAAGGUAAACCCGCGGAUGCAAAUAAACCUACUGGAAACAACCAAAAGAAUAUUAAAAAACCUGUCGAAGACAAACAUAAAGAUACAAAGACACCAGCUGUAGAUAAACCAAAAGAUGCAAUUAUAUCAACUGGAGGCAAAACCAAGGAUACAAAAGAACCAGCUACAGGUAAACCAGUGGAUGCAAAUAAACCGACUGGAAACAACCAAAAGAAUAUUAAAAAACCUGUCGAAGACAAACAUAAAGACGCAAAGAUACCAGCUGUAGAUAAACCAAAUAAUGCAAUUGUACCAACUGGAGAUAAAACCAAGGAUGCAAAAGAACCAGUCAAAGGUAAACCGGUGGAUACCAAUAAACCAACUGGAGACAAAACCAAGGAUACAAAAGAACCAGCUACAGGUAAACCGGUGGAUGCAAAUAAACCAACUGGAGACAACCAAAAGGAUAUUAAAAAACCUGUCCUAGACAAACAUAAAGAUGCAAAGACACCAACUGGAGACAAAACCAAGGAUACAAAAGAAGCAGCCAAAGGUAAACCGGCAGAUGCAAAUAAACCAACUGGAGACAACCAAAAGGAUAUUAAAAAACCUGUCGAAGACAAACAUAAAGAUACAAAAACACCAACUGGAGACAAAACCAAGGAUACAAAAGAACCAGUUAAUGGUAAACCGGCGGAUGCAAAUAAACCAACUGGAGACAACCAAAAGGAUAUUAAAAAACCUGUCGAAGACAAACAUAAAAAUACAAAAACACCAACUGGAGACAAAACCAAGGAUACAAAAGAACCAGUUAAUGGUAAACCGGCGGAUGCAAAUAAACCAACUGGAGACAACCAAAAAGAUAUUAAAAAACCUAUCGAAGACAAACAUAAAGAUACAAAGACACCAGCUAUAGAUAAACCAAAAGAUGCAAUUAUACCAACUGGAGACAAAACCAAGGAUACAAAAGAACCAGCUAUAGGUAAACCGGUGGAUACAAAUAAACCAACUGGAGACAACCAAAAGGAUAUUAAAAAACCUGUCUUAGACAAACAUCAAGAUGCAAAGACACCAACUGGAGACAAAACCAAGGAUACAAAAGAAUCAGCCAAAGGUAAACCGGCGGAUGCAAAUAAACCAACUGGAUACAACCAAAAGGAUAUUAAAAAACCUGUCCUAGACAAACAUAAAGAUACCAAAACACCAACUGGAGACAAAACCAAGGAUACAAAAGAACCAGCCAAAGGUAAACCGGCGGAUGCAAAUAAACCAACUGGCGACAACCAAAAGGAUAUUAAAAAACCUGUCGAAGACAAACAUAAAGAUACAAAGACACCAACUGGAGACAAAACCAAGGAUACAAAAGAACCAGCUACAGGUAAACCGGCGGAUGCAAAUAAACCGACUGGAGACAGCCAAAAAUAUAUUAAAAAACCUAUCGAAGACAAACAUAAAGAUACAAAGACACCAGCUAUAGAUAAACCAAAAGAUGCAAUUAUACCAACUGGAGACAAAACCAAGGAUACAAAAGAACCAGCCAAAGGUAAACCGGCGGAUGCAAAUAAACCAACUGGCGACAACCAAAAGGAUAUUAAAAAACCUGUCGAAGACAAACAUAAAGAUACAAAGACACCAACUGGAGACAAAACCAAGGAUACAAAAGAACCAGCCAAAGGUAAACCGGCGGACGCAAAUAAACCAACUGGAGACAACCAAAAGGAUAUUAAAAAACCUGUCUUAGACAAACAUCAAGAUACAAAGACACCAACUGGAGACAAAACCAAGGAUACAAAAGAACCAGCUACAGGAAAACCGGCGGAUGCAAAUAAACCAACUGGAGACAACCAAAAGGAUAUUAAAAAACCUGUCUUAGACAAACAUCAAGAUACAAAGACACCAACUGGAGACAAAACCAAGGAUACAAAAGAACCAGCUACAGGUAAACCGGCGGAUGCAAAUAAACCAACUGGAGACAACCAAAAGGAUAUUAAAAAACCUGUCUUAGACAAACAUCAAGAUACAAAGACACCAACUGGAGACAAAACCAAGGAUACAAAAGAACCAGCUACAGGUAAACCGGCGGAUGCAAAUAAACCAACUGGAGACAACCAAAAGGAUAUUAAAAAACCUGUCCUAGACAAACAUAAAGAUACAAAGACACCAACUACAGGUAAACCGGCGGAUGCAAAUAAACCAACUGGAGACAACCAAAAGGAUAUUAAAAAACCUGUCCUAGACAAACAUAAAGAUACAAAGACACCAACUGGAGACAAAACCAAGGAUACAAAAGAACCAGCCAAACGUAAACCGGCAGAUGCAAAUAAACCAACUGGAGACAACCAAAAAGAUAUUAAAAAACCUAUCGAAGACAAACAUAAAGAUACAAAGACACCAGCUAUAGAUAAACCAAAAGAUGCAAUUAUACCAACUGGAGACAAAACCAAGGAUACAAAAGAACCAGCUAUAGGUAAACCGGUGGAUGCAAAUAAACCAACUGGAGACAAAACCAAGGAUACAAAAGAACCAGCCAAAGGUAAACCGGCGGAUGCAAAUAAACCAACUGGAGACAACCAAAAGGAUAUUAAAAAACCUGUCGAAGAAAAACAUAAAGAUACAAAGACACCAACUGGAGACAAAACCAAGGAUACAAAAGAACCAGCCAAAGGUAAACCGGUGGAUGCAAAUAAACCAACUGGCGACAACCAAAAGGAUAUUAAAAAACCUGUCGAAGACAAACAUAAAGAUACAAAGACACCAACUGGAGACAAAACCAAGGAUACAAAAGAACCAACCAAAGGUAAACCGGCGGAUGCAAAUAAACCAACUGGCGACAACCAAAAGGAUAUUAAAAAACCUGUCGAAGAUAAACAUAAAGAUACAAAGACACCAACUGGAGACAAACCCAAGGAUACAAAAGAACCAGCCAAAGGUAAACCGGCGGAUGCAAAUAAACCAACUGGAGACAACCAAAAGGAUAUUAAAAAACCUGUCGAAGAAAAACAUAAAGAUACAAAGACACCAACUGGAGACAAAACCAAGGAUACAAAAGAACCAGCCAAAGGUAAACCGGCGGAUGCAAAUAAUCCAACUGGAGACAACCAAAAGGAUAUUAAAAAACCUGUCAAAGACAAACAUAAAGAUACAAAGAAACCAGCUGUAGAUAAACCAAACGAUACAAUUAAACCAACUGGAGACAAAACGAGGAAUACAAAAGAACCAGCCGAAGGUAAACCGGUGGAUGCAAAUAAAUCACCUGGAGACAAACAAAAGGAUAUAAGAAAACCGAGUAAAGAUGCACAAACGGACGCAAACACACCAUGUGCAGACAAACAAAAUGAAGUGCUCAAACCAGUUAAAGAUGGACCAAAGGAUGAAACGAAACUGCUAGAAGAUAAACAAAAAAACACAAAGGAAGCCCUUACAGACAAAACUAAGAUCACAAAAGAACCUAUUGUAAAGAAGGACAAAGAUCCUAAACCAUAUGGAAACAACCAAAAGGAUAGCAAAAAUCCCAAGGAUAAUAAACAAAAGGACUUAAAUAAACCUAAUAAGGAAAUACAGGAACCAGAAAAAGACGCAAAAGAACCAAAUAACCAAGCAGAUACUAAUAAAUCAAAUGAAACAAAACCAAGUGAGCCAAAAAAAACAGCUGAAGAUAAAACAGUAGACAACCAAAAACCAGACACAAAAUAUAAUGUUCCAAAAACCAAAGGCAACAAAGAAGACAAAUCUGAUCCUAAAACAGAAAGCGAUGUUAAAAAUAACGAAACACCAAAUACUAAUCCUAAUUCCACAGAUGAUAAUAAUAAAAAUCCUGAUGUCACCAAAACAGAAAAUCCUAAUUCUAAACCAACAGACGAUCAACCAAAAACAGAUUCUAAAUCUUCAGAUAAUACCAAUAACAAUCCAGAUGACAAGAAAACAGAAAAACCUAAAUCAGAACCAGAAAAACCUACAAAACCUAAUGUUACGCCAACAGUUGAUCAAAAAACACCAAACACGGAAACACUAUCACCAGCUGAAGAGAAUCAAACGACGAGUUAUCUAUCAACUACGUACACUAGUUCUGAAAUAAAAACCCAGAACGCAACAGAAGUUAAAACUGAGAACAUAACCGAGAUUAAAACUCAGAACAUAACUGAAGUAUCUGGUUCUGGACCUCAGCCUAGCGCUCCUGGUGGUAAUACUGCGCCAACGGAUGCGAAGGACAUGCAAAAUGCUCUUCAAUUGGACGUGAACUUCAAAUUGCUAAUCCUGCCAAAGGGUCCGAAGAACACGAAGAACUGUUACUGUGCAUGCGAGAGCCAAGAACCACCGAAAGUUAUACCUCUCAAGGGGUUGCCAGUGGGAAUAAAUUAAUUUUAUAAUAUAUAAAA